GCAGAACACUGAAGCAAUUAAUUCUGAAAUCUCAAAACUUGUACUCAAAUAGAAUACUCCGUGUAUCCACCACAGCCAGGACCGCCGAAGGCCACCCUCCAGCCUCGCCAUCUACCGCCGACCGCCACCCUCCAACCUCCAAAUCUGAAAUCUCCGUAAGCUGACUUCCGUAUGUGUUUGAAAUUUUGUAGCCAAAUCAAAAUGAGAUACGUGCUUAUGAUUGAUUGUAUACCAGGUUAUGGAGUAUUAAGCACUAACUCCAGCAGAAACAGAAGUCAAGUUGCUUUUCGUGCAUGCAGAGGAGUGAAGACAAUGCUCUGAAGAUCAUGUUGGCAUCAUCAAGAAAUUCAUGUUGUCGGUUUUCAAAAUCCAUGUUAAAUGUUUCCAAACUUUGUUGGAAGCCUCAUCUUUCUUCUAGCGUUUUCACGGAUGGUGAUCUCAGUCAAUUGUUAUUGAAAAGAACAGGUUUAAUCAGUCAUGUAGUAGACUCAAUCUGGAGAUGCUACUGGCCAUUAAAAUUCCAUCCUGGAUUCUCCUAUGAGUCCCCUCCAGUCAAUACAUUAUUAUUUCAAAGAUCGUUUGGGUUUCAUUCGAAACCAUUAGAGGCUAGACAAAUGCGUGAUGUGUCAAUUGAGCUGAAGACAGAGAAAGAUGUGGUGAGAUUUUCGGUCAGUGAAGAGACGCAGAAGGGUCGUUCACAUGCAAAAGAUAAGAAUGUAGGCAAAAAGAUUAAAAUGUCUAAAAGGGCUAAAGUGAAUGAACUCAGAUUUUACAGAUUGAAGGCAAAGAAGAAAAUGAAAUCGCCAAAUCCUGAAGUUAGAAUAAGAUACAAGCUUGAUAAGGCAAAACGAAAGGAGGUUUGGUUGAUUGAGAAAUUGAGAAAAUUUGAGGUUCCCAAAGCGCCAGCUGAACCACAUGACCCUGAAAUUUUGACAGAAGAGGAUCGCUUUUAUUUGAAGCGCACUGGUGAGAAAAAGAAAAAUUAUGUACCUGUUGGAAGAAGAGGUGUAUUUGGGGGUGUAGUUUUAAAUAUGCAUCUUCACUGGAAAAAGCAUGAAACAGUUAAGGUUGUUUGCAAGCCUUGCAAGCCAGGGCAAGUUCAUGAAUAUGCUGCAGAGUUGGCACGCUUAAGUGGAGGCGUUGUUAUUGACAUCAAACCCGACAAUACAAUAAUAUUUUAUCGAGGAAAGAAUUAUGCCCGACCAGAUGUUUUAUCCCCUCCAGAUACCCUAUCCAAAGCAAAGGCCUUGGAAAAGUAUAAGUUGGAGCAAUCACUAGAGCAUACAAGUCAAUUCAUUGAGAAAUUAGAGAAAGAGCUGGAAGACUACCAUGAAUACCUUGCUCAGAAGAGGGAAAGAGAGGCUUUGAGGGAUUUGGAUGCUAAUACUUGAAGAUCUGCUAAAGAGAAGGAUCUCCAAGCCAAGCUCUGCUGUAGAGAAUGCGGUGACGAUGGCAGUGCAUUACCUUGGCACCCUUUAAACAGCGGAUUAAGGCGGGAUAUAGCCGGGGAAGAUCUUAGAAUUGUUUCGUCGUUACUGCUGGCAGAGGAGCAGGUCAUGGCCGUGGCCAAAGCCAACGACGUUUUGCUAUAGUUUGCUCCUUUCUUCGAUAUCCCACCACCACCAUGAUAUCUGAAUGGGGAGCUCUUGGCCUUGCCAUUGUUGUCCAGGUAAAGAGCACAAGCCAGUAGGUUUCUGCGUUUUCUGAUGUAGGCGUUUUCGGGUUUUGCAAGCUCUUUGAUUGAUGAAGAGGACGACGCCUCGCGGAGAGUUGUGAAUGACUUUGAUCUGCCAUUGUAGAAUCUUGAUAUGCCUUGCCUGCUCAUGGUAGCAGCAAUACAGGAAAUUAAACCAUGUACCUUCUUUUAGUUAUUGUGGUUAUAAUUAUAGACAAAAACAAAAAACAAAGAAUAAGCUCACAGUUCGCACAGACAGCUCAACUGGUUAUCAUACGAGACUAACAAUUGAGUCUAAUCUGCGACAAUACAGGAGUAACCUCUCAAAUGAGGCUCCUUGUGCGCAGUGAAUAAAAGUCUAGCCUCUAUUGUUCAGUUGA
Ipomoea triloba (trilobed morning glory) is the source of this 2055-nucleotide messenger RNA. RefSeq lists its product as uncharacterized. The transcript is spliced from 6 exons. Gene Ontology annotation, molecular function: RNA binding. Lineage: Eukaryota; Viridiplantae; Streptophyta; Magnoliopsida; Solanales; Convolvulaceae. The record is from RefSeq and is a predicted model, not a curated record. The coding region runs from base 294 to 1391 and encodes 365 amino acids.